Molecule: messenger RNA, 468 nt
Organism: Pediculus humanus corporis (human body louse)
Lineage: Eukaryota; Metazoa; Arthropoda; Insecta; Psocodea; Pediculidae
Exons: 3
Coding region: 1-468 (155 amino acids)
Biological process (GO): septate junction assembly
Source: RefSeq, a predicted model, not a curated record
AUGAGUAGAAAAGCAACAAUUGGUUCACUCGUGUCAAAAUGUGGAAAAAUCGUGUUAAUAAUGAUAAUAUUAAUAUUAUACAGAGUUGGAGACAAUGGAAAAUUUUUAGGCGUGGGUGGCACGUUUAAUUUAAACGAAGAAAAAGCAGUAGAUGUUGAAAUAAUGGCGUCUGGAAUAUUCGUUGGUUACCUAGUUUAUAACCUAUCCGUGUUAAUAACAUAUUUAUUAACUGGAGAAAGAAUAAUCAAUGAUUGCAUAAUGAACGUUCUUGGAUUAUUUAUGUGGAUAGCAGUUGCUGGUACUGCAUUGCAUUAUUGGGACAACUACGCCCAUCAACAUCAAUUUGACAUAACCGGAAAUGAAAGGAGUUCGGGUUUAGCAUUGGGAAGUUUAUGCGUUUUUAAUGCUUUCUUACAUCUUGCGGAUUCUGCAUUUAGUAUUAAAUUAUAUUUGGAUAAAUCGAAAUAA